UAGCAACUGUUUUAAAAGUGUUUAACAAAUAACAAAGAUUUUCUCGAUUUAAAAAAAUGGUUAAGUACGGCUCUUCUCACCGUUAUUCUCUCAAAAACCUGGAAGGAAGCGAAAUUAUUAAAGCCAAGGCUUCUAACCUUACAGUGAAAUUUAAGAACCUCGUAGCAGUUGCCCGAGCUAUACGUAAAAUGCCUUUGAAAAGGGCGAAUGCUUACUUGAAAAACGUACUCGCCCAUAAAGAAUGCGUACCCUUUACGAAAUUCAAAAGCGGCGUCGGAAAAUGCGCUCAGGCCAAACAGUUUAAAACCACAAUCGGUCGCUGGGUAGAAAAAGCUGUGAAAUGUGUUCAGGGCCUCUUAAGGAACGCCAUCGCUAAUUGCGAAUUCUACGGAAAGGACCCGGAGGAUUUCUUCAUUUUACACAUUCAAGCGAGUCAAGCACCGAUACUGACCCGGAGGACCUACAGGGCGCACGGUAGGAUUAAUGCUUAUAACCGCCACACCAGCCAUAUUCAAGUCAUUCUUAAAGAUUCAACCCUGAAUAAAUAAAUUC
This is a messenger RNA of Anoplophora glabripennis (Asian longhorned beetle), 552 nucleotides long. RefSeq names its product 60S ribosomal protein L17-like. The transcript has 2 exons. Lineage: Eukaryota; Metazoa; Arthropoda; Insecta; Coleoptera; Cerambycidae. Gene Ontology annotation, cellular component: ribosome; cytosolic large ribosomal subunit. The record is from RefSeq and is a predicted model, not a curated record. Gene Ontology annotation, biological process: cytoplasmic translation. Gene Ontology annotation, molecular function: structural constituent of ribosome. The coding region runs from base 57 to 548 and encodes 163 amino acids.